AUCAUGGAUUGUGGGUGUGACCCGGAAUUUGAACGGGACCCGAUCUGCGAUGAUGACCCAGCCCUAGGUACCAAUGAUGAAGUGGCGGGAUAUCUCAAUCGACUGGUGGACCAGUCUAUCACUGAUCUAAUAGAGGAGGAUAACACUCUUGGUGAAUUUCAGGAUGAGGAAUCACCGUUACCAGAUUUUAAAAAUCAGAACCAAAAAAAAACAAAUAAUGAGUUUUCACCUUCAAAGUCACUGCCCUGUCUAGAUUUGAAGCAAAUGGAUGGCAUUCCAAAAGCUGGUCCACAGACACAGCGAACUAGCUCCCUUCCCAGUGUAAAGAGGAAGCCCUCCCCUGUGAGACUUGAUUUGGAUUUGAGGAGGAAUAUACUGAUCAGGCAGUAUCGGAAGGCUAUGGUUGACUCCUAUGUGAAUCAUGUACCUGUUAUUCGAGAGGAGCCAGAAACAAGCUCAAGACGAGUCACAGCUGCCGACCUAGUACCUGAUCCAUCGAGUGUCGCAAGCAAGAAAACAGCUGCCGACCUAGUAUCUGAUCCAUCGAGUGUUGCAAGCAAGAAAACAGCUGCCGGCCUAGUAUCUGAUCCAUCGUGUGUCGCAAGCAAGGAAACAACUAACAACACUGAUGAUGAUUUGGAUGAUGAAAUCGGGGACUUUGUCAGUGAAUCUCUGUCAUCUAUUACCAGGGAAAAUGCUUUGGAUGAGGAAACCAUGGAUGAUCAAGUUGAUGAUUUCAUUAACAGAUCUCUGAUGGCAGUUGUUGAUGAAACAGCAUCCAUGCUUGCAAUGGAAGAGAUGGAGAAAGAGCUUCACACCAGCAAGGCUGAGAGAGACACAGAAAAAGAGCUUCACACCAGCAAGGCUGAGAGAGACACGGAGAAAGAGCUUCACACCAGCAAGGCUGAGAGAGACACAGAGAAAGAGCUUCACACCAGCAAGGCUGAGAGAGACACGGAGAAAGAGAUUGCCACACCAUCUACUGUCAGUGAGGCUGAGAAGGAGACGAAGAAAGAAUUCUCCAAAGACAAAGAAGGCCACUCUAUUCAGUGUGCACCAGCUUCCAUUUGCAGUGAGGAAAAGAAAGAUGUCACUGUUAUCAAAGAGAGUCUAGACCAAGCUGAAACUACUAUCGAUGCCAAGGAAUCCUCCAAAAGUGUUUUUGGUUUCAUUUUCAAUAGGAGAAGAUCCAUUGGCUCUCUAAAACUGAAGUUGCCAUGUCUUGGUUUAGUAUGCUGUACAUCACCUCAAGAUGUUGAUGAGGAUAGAGAUGUUACAAGCAACUUAAACAGCCGUCAAACCAAGAAACCUGGGCUUCUGAAGAGAUUGUUUCCAUUCCUGAGGAAGAGAAGCGCUCGGGUGGCUCCUCUUGUUACUGAGUGUUAGGAUUAAGAGGGUUUUAGUCAGUCAGGAGAUAUUGUCUAGGCAAAUCAUUAUUGUUGGUUUAUUGUUAACGUAUAAAGGUGUUUGUGGUAAAUUGGAAUAUUUAUAUGAUAAAAAGGUACUUGAAGGUUUUGUGGUAAAUUGGAAUAUUUAUAUGAUAAAAAGGUACUUGAAGGUUUUGUGGUAAAUUCGAAUAUUUAUAUGAUAAAAAGGUUCUUGAAGGUUUUGUGGUAAAUGUGAUUAUAGGUCUCCGGUGAUAAAUUUGAUUAUUCAUCAGAUAAAAAGGCUUUUUGAUAAAGGUUUUGUUUAAUUUCAGGUUUUUAAUGCAUUCUCAGGUAUUUUUAGGUUCAGUGUUAAAAAACAAUUCUUUAAUGCUGUUGAAUGAUCAAUAUGAAUGAUGAGCAACAAAAGAAAAAGGCAAACCCAGCUCAAUCCUCAAUUUCUAUUGUUUUCAUGAUUUUUUCUAAAUUAAAAACUGAAUAAUUAUUAAUCUUUGUUUGAAAAAUAACUAAAUUAAUUUUAUUCUAACUCUCUAAAUAGCUGUAUCAUUCAUUCAUCAAUUGGCUGUGUGCAAU
Pecten maximus is the source of this 1958-nucleotide messenger RNA. RefSeq lists its product as uncharacterized. The record is from RefSeq and is a predicted model, not a curated record. The transcript is spliced from 4 exons. Lineage: Eukaryota; Metazoa; Mollusca; Bivalvia; Pectinida; Pectinidae. Bases 4 to 1386 code for a protein of 460 amino acids.